AAGAAAAUAAGUUGGGUCACUCUAACUUAGAUUUAGGACCACAACGAAGAAAACAUAUGAAUUGGCAUAAAGGGUGUCCAUUAUUUCAAUCAUCACAUCUACUUACCUUCUAUAAAAGUACUUAAGUAUAGUUGAAUCUGAAUUCUGUGAAAUUGUUGAAAGAUUUUUAGCCAUGUUUUUCAAGAUCUUGGCCUUGAUUAUGGCUGCUCUUUUCGGUCUUGUAACCUCUGAAGAUCUUGGAUUUACUUACAAUAGCUUCAAUAGAGCAAACUUGAGUCUUGAUGGCAUAGCACAGUUGACAUCAAAAGGCUUAUUACAGCUAACAAAUACUUCUCGGCUGCAAAAGGGCCAUGCUUUUUAUCCUACACCAAUAAAUUUCAAGAACUUACCAAAUGGUUCAAAUUUCUCUUUUUCUACCACUUUUGUCUUUGCUAUAGUACCUUCAGUUUUGCCUGGUCAUGGCAUGGCUUUUGUAAUUGCACCUGUAGGAGGGUUAGUAGAUGCAUUUCCAAGCCCAUUUCUAGGCCUAUUCAAUGAUAACACUACUGGCAAAGUCACCAACCAUAUUUUCGCGGUGGAGAUUGAUACCCUUCAAAACAGAGAAUUCAAUGAUAUUGAUGGUAACCAUGUUGGAAUUGACAUCAACGGAUUAAAAUCCGUUGAUUCAAAGACAGCAGGUUAUUAUGCUAGCAAUAGUGUCAAACUCAAUAACAUGACUCUAGCUAGUGGCCAGCCAAUGCAAGCUUGGGUGGACUAUAAUGGUGUGGCUAAGCAAAUUAAUGUCACAUUGGCUCCAAUGAAUAUGGCAAAACCAAAUGUUCCUCUUUUGUCUAUAUCCUAUGAUCUUUCACCAAUUUUAAAUAAAACCAUGCUUAUUGGCUUCUCUGGAUCCACUGGCUCAGUUGUUUCAACACAAUAUGUUCUUGGAUGGAGCUUCAGAAUGAAUGGAAUAACUCAAGGGCUUGAUCUUUCUAGGCUUCCUAAGCUUCCUCGAGUUGGACCGAAGAAACAAUCCAAACUCUUGUUGAUUGCUUUGCCUUUGAUAUCAGCAGUUGUAGUAGUAAUAGCCUUCUCUGUGUUAAUUUAUUAUGUAGGAAGGAAAAGAAAGUUUGCUGAAUUGCUUGAAGAUUGGGAGCUUGAAUAUGGCCCUCAUAGGUUCAAGUACAAAGAUCUUUAUAUUGCAACCAAAGGAUUUGCAAACAAAGAGUUGUUAGGUUAUGGGGGUUUUGGCAGAGUUUAUAGAGGGAUAUUACCUAAUUCUGCACUUGAGAUAGCAGUCAAGAAGGUAUCUCAUGAAUCAAAACAAGGGUUGAGGGAAUUUGUAGCAGAAAUUGUUAGUAUUGGUCGACUACGCCAUAGAAAUUUAGUACCACUUUUAGGCUAUUGCAGGAGAAAAGGAGAGUUGCUUUUGGUUUAUGAAUGUAUGCCUAAUGGAAGUCUUGAUAAGUUUCUAUAUGACAAACCAAGAUGUGCUCUCAACUGGAACCAAAGAUUUCGUGUCAUUAAAGGCGUAGCAUCAGCGCUAGUCUAUCUGCACGAAGAAUGGGAACAAGUUGUAAUUCACAGAGAUGUAAAGGCUAGUAAUGUGUUGUUAGACAGUGAGUUAAAUGCAAAGUUGGGAGAUUUUGGCUUAGCAAGAUUGUAUGAUCAUGGGAGCGAUCCGCACACUACACAUGUAGUUGGAACAGUAGGUUAUCUUGCCCCUGAACAAACUAGAACUGGAAAGGCUACAACAUGCAGUGAUGUAUAUGCUUUUGGUGCAUUUUUGCUUGAAGUGGCUUGUGGGAGAAGGCCAAUAGAUCCACGAGUAUCGGACGAGGACAUUGUUUUGGUUGAUUAUGUAUUUUCUUGUUGGACUAGAAGUGAUAUUCUUGAAGCCAUUGAUCAAAAUUUGGGAGGUGAUUAUGUUAAAGACGAGGUUGAGUUGGUGUUAAAACUUGGACUAGUUUGUUCUCAGACAGAACCAGCAGCUAGGCCAAGUAUGAGGCAAGUGUUGCUAUAUUUAGAAGAUGAUCUGCCUUUGCCAGAAUUAUCACUGAUGCAAACUUCAAAUACAAGCUUAACUUUAGCAGGGUUUGAUCAUUUUGCAAUGUCAUAUCCAUCCUCUGCUGACAAGUCACUUUCUUACCCUUGUUCUGAUACAAACUCCAUUCUCUCCGGCGGUCGAUGACUUGGGGUAUCCUGAUGCACUAAGCUGUGGGCAACAUUGGAUCGUAUGUAACAAAUAUUUAAUAUUUUUCUCUUUUCCUAGUAAAGAAAAACUAGUUAUAUUAGCUAUAUUCAACUUAAAGUUGUGGACUUGGUUUACUCAGUCAUCUUUAUGAAAAUUAAUUAGAUUUUCCUUA
Messenger RNA from Nicotiana tabacum (common tobacco), 2345 nucleotides. Its product is annotated as L-type lectin-domain containing receptor kinase IV.1-like. Gene Ontology annotation, biological process: protein phosphorylation. Gene Ontology annotation, molecular function: ATP binding; protein kinase activity; carbohydrate binding. The record is from RefSeq and is a predicted model, not a curated record. Lineage: Eukaryota; Viridiplantae; Streptophyta; Magnoliopsida; Solanales; Solanaceae.